Aspergillus glaucus CBS 516.65 is the source of this 4329-nucleotide messenger RNA. RefSeq names its product GTP-Rho binding exocyst subunit SEC3. NCBI's taxonomy places the organism in Eukaryota, Fungi, Ascomycota, Eurotiomycetes, Eurotiales, Aspergillaceae. The record is from RefSeq and is a predicted model, not a curated record. The transcript is spliced from 4 exons. Bases 1 to 4329 code for a protein of 1442 amino acids. Gene Ontology annotation, molecular function: phosphatidylinositol-4,5-bisphosphate binding. Gene Ontology annotation, biological process: exocytosis; Golgi to plasma membrane transport. Gene Ontology annotation, cellular component: plasma membrane; exocyst.
AUGCCGCCGCCACAUCGAGAACCGCGUCGAGUCGGUGAUCCUCGCAGUGGUGGACCCGGAGAUGCCAGCCUGUCGAGGGCCGAGAAAUUCGAAGACGAGAAGAAACGAAUUACGCAGAGCUGCUUUGCUAAAAAGGAGAGCGAUGGUACUUUGGUCGAGUCCUACAUAACACAUGUGCGCAUAACAGAAGAUGCUGCCUACCCUUCCAGUCCUCCUCCCCCGAAUUCGCCAUCCGAAAAUAGAAAGGCUCGUGUGAUUAUUGUCGCCGUGAGAAAGUCGGGCAGAGUGCGCAUGCACAAGGGAAGGGAGAAUAAUGACGGGUCAUUCUCCGUAGGAAAGACGUGGAUGCUCGACGACCUCUCUUCGAUCCUGUCAUAUUCCGCCUGGAUGCCCCCGACGCCAUUAGAGCAGCAACACAAACAGUGGGCUGGGAGCGUUGGAUUUGUGGUUACUAUUGGAAAGCCUUAUUACUGGCACGCUCGGACCCCAAAAGAGAAGGAGUUCUUCAUCGGGAGUCUGGUUAAAAUUUACAGAAAGUACACUGGUGGUAAAGUUCCAAACCUUAUAGGUUUCGAUGACCGCGAACGCCAGAUGCUUGUUGGGGCUGCACCAGCAGGGCCUCCAGGUUCUUCAAGGGGCCCUGUGCCGCCGCCUAUACGCCCGGAGGGCCCGCCGUCUUCACACAGCAGUCGACCCCAGUCGCCGUACACGGGUCGAGCUCCUAGUCACGAUGGACCUCGAGCGCAUCCACGGCCACCCGAUGAUCAGUCGCUACGAGCUCAGAGGAGUAGGGAUCAGAUGCAAAGACCUUCUACCGGCCAGUCGGGCAAGGUUGCCACGCCGCCUCUCAGCCAUCCGCCAGUCUUCCCUGAUCAACCACCACCUCGUGCUGAGCGCCGCGCGGCCGAUAGGGCACCUAAAACGCCACCAGUGCCAGUAUACCCGGAGAAGAAAUAUAGGGAUCCCGAAGAGAGCAGCUUGGCUAGCUCACAUUUCGACGCCCAGCCUCCCCCAUCACGUGAUGGGAGGAUGCCGGAAGCAAGGCCAUAUCUUCGGACCCAAGGGUCGAUUCCAAGUUCACCAGAUGUGAAGCGCAGCACGGAUGGUCUCCGACCGACCACUCCGGGGUCUGUUUCAGGAGAGACUCGAAAUAUUCCACCAAGUCCUGCGAGCAGUUUGGGCCAGAAGUCACCUCUCAAUGAUGCGAACGAUAAAAUGUCCACUCUAGAACCAAGCGGAUUGUCCCGAGGAGUCGAGUCUCCAAAAAUAUCGACUGAUAUUCCUCCAAUCGCUCCAUUCGAGCCCGAGCCAGCAGAUAACCAUGCCCCUAAGGUGCCCGUGCAGACGACAGCGGCCGAUCUUCCUCCAGUAGAGCCUGGGCCGAAGGAAGCCGUUCCAGAAGCAAUUCCGCCAGUCGGUCCUCCAGAGCCCGAGUCCCUGGAAGAGGAUCCUGAGGCGCAUCGUCCUGGACUUGGUCCGAUGAUUAAAAAGAAACAGACCAAAGAUUUGGCAGGCGCUUUCCGGAAAGCUGCCACUGCAUAUGGAGCGUUUAAGCCGAGACCGGGGGGUGCUGGUGAGAGAUUGAUGGCUGCAGCCAAACAGCAAAGGGGCGAUCCGGAGGAGCCGGAUGGGAUUACUGGUGUUGUUCCUGCUCCAUCGCUCCGGCCCAACACAGCCACCCAGAGCCCAGUCAGUGAAGUUCCUUCGACCCCAACACUUCAAACACCGGAGACUGAGGUGCCGCCUCCUGUUUCCCCAGCUAAGGAAACGCCACCUCCUCUGUCGCCGGCGAGAGAAACACCACCACCGACUGUUGAGAUUACGCAGGCGGUUGCCGAAGAGCCAGCGACUCCAACAAUCGAAGUGCAAGAAGAGCCCAGAGAUACUUCGCGGUCCACCGUGCAAGUUCCCGUCGAUCAGAGAUCACGGUCAGCAUCGCCGUCUCCCCAUGACCGUAACCGCCGACGUCGUGAGGACAACACGAUCAAGUAUUGCCUGGCGAUUGGAAUUGACCCCAAAGUUUUGGACGGCCGUGGCGUCGACUUUGACGAUAUUUUGACCGAUCUUGGCUGGAAUGGACGGCUCAGUGAUGAGAAGCGGAUUGAGGACCUCGAAGCCGAUGUUCGUCGUGAGAUCGGACGAGUAGAAGCGACCAGCUGGCUGGGCAACCUUGAGCAGCAGGAAGGGAAGGUUGAUCAACUAGCUAAGCUGAUUGACAAGACCGUCGAAGAGUGCGAUGAGCUAGACGGCCUUCUUACGCUGUACUCGCAUGAACUUAACACACUCAAUGAUGAUGUGUCGUAUAUCGAGGCGCAAUCUCAAGGAUUGCAAGUCCAAACGGCUAACCAGAAGCUUCUACAAAACGAACUACAUAACCUGUUGCGGACACUCUCUAUCUCGCCGUCUGAGCUGCGGUCAUUGAAGGAGUCAUCACUUAGCAAUCCAUCUGGAUUGAGGGACACCGAACUUGCUUUGUCGACAUUGUACAGAGCUAUGCACACGAUUGAUUCUGAUAUUUGGCAGAAUAAGCAGCGAUUGGUCGAUGCUGCGGGGCAGCACGGCAGUGUGGGAGUGUACGCGGACACAGAGAUCGGGCAGAUGCGUGCCAUCAAGGAAAAGAAGGAGGAGUACCGCAUCGAAUCCCGGUCAUUCUUGCAGCGACUUAGACAGUUCAUGGGGAUUGCCUACAAGGUGGCCGAACAGAAGAGGAUUGAUGCUGCUGCAGGCAGCCCGAAGGACCCUUUAAAACUCAAUAACAAGGCCCGCGAUGCCUUCCGCCGCGAAUUGUGGGUGUACAAUGCCUUGACACUCUUCGCGCGAGAAGUCAGUACGUCAGAAUGGAACGGGUUGAUGCAGCUGUAUGAGCAACAAGCCAAGGCACCGUACCAGGGAGAGUUCCGCGACAAUAUCCAGGCGUGGAAGAAGGCUUCGAGAAAACUUACAGGAGAGGAGCAGGAACUCCUCUUCACUCAUCACGACAAGGAGAAAGAAACCCAGGGUGUUACUGGGAUGGCUGCUCGGAAAUUAACAGUGAAGCGGGGCAAGACCAUCAAGGCUGCAACAGGUCUCCGGCUUUCCUCUGGCGAGAAGCACCAUGGGAAAAUGGAUCCGUGCGAAGUUUUCGCUGGCACGCUGCAGGAGACCUUGGAUAUGAUUUGCGAGGAGCAAAGUUUCGUCGUGCACUUCUUUCAUUUGGAUUCGCUUUCAACUGUCGAUUUCCCUGAUCUGGUGGCUUCCGCUGCUCCUGGCGAGCGCCGAUACCCGGACUUUAGCGCCAAACAGUCUCACGAUCCCGAUCGGGCAAUGGCACGGAAGGUUGAACACAUCAUGGACGAGGUUUAUUCCUUCUGGCCCAACGAUAUGCAAAAUCUCGUGGAUUGGGCCAUCCAGGCUGAUCCUUUACAAGGGAUUGGUAUUCUGUUUGCGUUGGAGAAAUCAAUGUCCGAUCUUGAUGAUACGAACCAGGAUUUCAUUAUCCAUUCUCUUCAGAAGCUUCAUUCCCGUUUGGUGGGACUGUUCAAUCGGUUUGUGGAUGAACAGAUCCGCGGUAUUGAAGAUACCAAGGUGAAGAUCAACAAGCGAAAGGGGGUGAUUUCAUUCAUGCGGGUCUUCCCCAACUUCUCUGCGGCGGUGGAGAGUAUGCUGACGCACCCAUCGCAAGAGUUCUGUGAUGUGCGGGUCAGCGUCAACGAGGCGUACAACCGCAUCAACCGGGCUAUGUGGGAGUCAUUGAAGUUCAUUGCCAAGGAGGCCCCUGGACCCCCAGGCGCUGCCGCAGUGGGCGGUGCCGGAGGAGACCCCGAGGACAAGGAAGCGCUCAACUACCACAUUCUACUGAUCGAGAACAUGAACCACUACAUCGAGGAGGUGGAUGUACGUAACCUCUUGGUGCUGGAACAAUGGCGCGACCGGGCACACCAAGAUAUGGCGGAGCACAUGAAGCUCUACCUGGACGCUGUGAUUCGACGACCGCUGGGCAAGCUGCUGGAAUUCGUGGAAACUACAGAGGGCCUGAUGGCAACCAGCACAGACAUUGCGAACCGGCCUAGCCACACGCGCUCCGUGGUGAAGAAGGUCCUGGCGACCUACGACACGAAGGAAAUCCGACGCGGCAUUGAAUUGCUUAAGAAGCGUGUAGAGAAGCAUUUUGGUGAUGCAGACGACCCGGGACUCAGCCGCAACCUAGUACUGAAGGUAUUUGGGGAGUGCGAGCGCCGGUAUGAAGAUGCACACGAGCGCACGCGACGGCUGCUGGAGACGGUGUACGAGGGCCAGCUGGAGCAGGACUGGCGCAAGGAAGAUGCGAUUGCCAUGUUCCGACGGACAUAG